UAUUUUUUUUCCACGAUGAAAUUUUGUAGCAAUCCUUUUCCCGAAGUCGGAAUAAAAAAUGGAAUUUUUGUCGUAAUUCCUCAAACAUCAUUGUUUCAAUUCUUCUUCUUGUUUGACCCUUCAAAUCCAAACCCAAUGGGUUCUCUGUAAAAAGCCACCACCCAUUGUUUCGAACACUACCACGGACCAACAAUGAGUUCUUCUCUAGCAAAGAUCAGAAUCCUACUGCUCGUCGCCGCCGUCUUCUUUGGUGGCGCCGUCGUCCCCACACGGUGCCUCUAUUUCAACUUCCCAAGUUUCCCCAAUAACAGUACCGAGGACCUCAAUCUGUACAACAAUGCUCGAAUCUUCAAAGACGCCAUUCAAGUCACGCCGGACGUUAGAGGAGCUUCGAUCGCCAAUGAAUCCGGCAGGGCCGUUUACAAAGUCCCAUUUCUGAUAAGAAACAACGGCAAAAUCGCGUCAUUCAACACGACAUUCGAGCUCAACAUCAGCCCAGUGUCUACGCCAGUCGGCGGCGAGGGGUUGGCCUUCAUUCUCGCUGCCGAUGGUUCUCCUCCCGCUGACAGCGACGGUCAGUGGCUGGGGAUUGUUAAUGCCUCGACAAAUGGAACUCCAGAGGCGCAAAUUGUGGCGGUUGAAUUCGACACCAGGAAAAGUUUCCCACAGGACAUCGAUAGCAACCAUGUGGGUUUGAAUUUGAACAGUGUUUUUUCGAUCAUUGAACAGCCAUUAUCGGAAUUUGGGGUUAAUCUUUCAUCUGGGAUCUCUGUUUUCGCGAUGAUUCGGUACGAUGGAGAGAAUAUUUCUGUGUUCGUUUCCAUGUCGAACAAAACAGAGGAUCUGUUGAAAAACAACGUCAUUUUCCAGGUAUUGAACCUCUCAAUUCUUCCGGAUAAUGUUUACGUGGGAUUUUCAGGCUCGACGAGCGAUUUCACGCAGUUGAACUGUGUGAAAUCAUGGCAAUUCAAUGGAACUGAUGUUAGUGAUGGAAGACAUAAACGCCUCUGGAUUUGGCUCACAGUGGGUGUAGUUGGAGGUGUGGUGAUUUGUGGGGCUGUUAUUGGCCUUGUCUACCAUUUCUGGAUGAGGAAAAGAGUAUUGAAUUAUCCAGAAGAGCCAUAUGAAGGGAUAGAGCAUCAGCUUCAACACAUCUCCAUAGCCCCACGAGCUCAAAAGUUUGGAUUGAGAGAACUAACGAAGGCCACUGGCAAUUUCAACCCAAAGAACAGCCUUGGGAAAGGUGGUUUUGGAACGGUUUACAAAGGAAAUUUGAUGAACAGAGACGUCGCUGUGAAGAAAAUCUCAGAGGACUCGCGUCAAGGGAAGCAAGAGUUCAUUGCAGAAGUUGCUACCAUUGGUAGCCUUCAUCACAAGAAUCUUGUAAAGCUAAUUGGAUGGUGCUACGAAAAGAGGGAUCUUCUUCUGGUAUAUGAGUACAUGCCCAACGGCAGCUUGGACAAGCUGAUAUUUGGGUGUGACAAGAUGGGUGUGUCCAGCUGGGAAACAAGACAGAACAUAAUCUGUGGGGUGGCUGAGGCUUUGGAUUAUCUUCAUAAUGGGUGCGAGAAGACAGUGCUGCACAGAGAUGUGAAAUCUUCAAACAUCAUGUUGGAUUCCAAGUUCGAAGCUAAGUUGGGAGAUUUCGGAUUGGCUCGAACUAUGCGUCGAACCGACCAAACGCAUCACUCAACAAGAGAGAUAGCAGGGACACCAGGGUACAUGGCUCCAGAGAUUUUCCUAACCAGUAGAGCUACAGCAGAAACAGACGUGUAUGCGUUUGGAGUUCUAGUCUUAGAAGUUAUUUGUGGAAGAAGGCCUGGAAAUCCAUUGGACCUUGGGAGCUAUGAUGGCAGUAUAGCGCACUGGGUAUGGGAGUUUCACAAGGAACAAAGGCUCGUCGAAGCUGUGGAUGAAGGGCUUGAAGGGCAGUUCGUUAGAGAAGAAAUAGAGUAUCUAUUGAUUCUGGGUUUGGCUUGUUGCCAUCCCAAUCCUCUUCAAAGGCCAACCAUGAGAAAUGUUCUACAAGUGCUUAAAGGGGAAGCAAAUCCACCCAUUUUGCCUGAUGAGAGGCCUUCAUUUGUGUGGCCUCCCAUGCCUCCUUCCUUCAAGGAUGACACAGACAGCUCUCUCAAAGACAGCCAGCUCACUCCAUUUACAGAGCUUUCUGGAAGAUGAUCAUAAUUAUUGUUUAUAGUAUAUAGACAGUGUUUAGAUCCAAUAGAUCGUGUUUGUUUAGCCUAGUAUCUGGAACUCUCACCCUUCAUGUAAUCUGAGAGAUUCUAUCCCUUCCUAAUAUCUUUCCAAUCAAAGUAACAAAUAAUUUAAAGUAAACAAAAUGUAAUCUAAAAUUUACUAAAUACUAAU
Cucurbita moschata (crookneck pumpkin) is the source of this 2367-nucleotide messenger RNA. Its product is annotated as probable L-type lectin-domain containing receptor kinase S.5. Gene Ontology annotation, biological process: protein phosphorylation. The coding region runs from base 193 to 2178 and encodes 661 amino acids. Gene Ontology annotation, molecular function: protein kinase activity; ATP binding; carbohydrate binding. Gene Ontology annotation, cellular component: plasma membrane. The record is from RefSeq and is a predicted model, not a curated record. The transcript has a single exon. Lineage: Eukaryota; Viridiplantae; Streptophyta; Magnoliopsida; Cucurbitales; Cucurbitaceae.